Messenger RNA from Rotaria sordida, 1718 nucleotides. The record is from the annotation of a GenBank genome assembly. NCBI's taxonomy places the organism in Eukaryota, Metazoa, Rotifera, Eurotatoria, Philodinida, Philodinidae.
CAUGGCGACCAAAAUCUCUUCAACAACUUACUGAAACUAUUAAAGCAUUUUCACAAGGAAAAUCUUUUCUUGAUCGCCAUUGGAUUAUUUUCUAUUGGAUUGCAUCUAAUAUUGAAUAUGAUACUGUAUCAUAUUUUAGUGGCCAAUAUGGUGAUCAAACUGCAGAAGGAGUAUUUCGAGCAAAGAAAGGUGUUUGUGCUGGUUAUGCUAAUUUAUAUAAAUAUUUAUCUGAUCAAUUAGAAAUGCCAUGUGAAGUUGUUAGUGGAUAUUCAAAAGGUUAUGGAUUUGAAGAUCGUACAGAUGCUCCUAGUGAAAUAGAUCAUGCAUGGAAUGCUGUUGAGAUUGAUCAUCAGUGGUAUUUAAUGGAAUCAACAUGGGGUGCUGGACAUUUAGAUGAUACAAAACAAUUUAAACGUGAAUUAUCAUCAUAUUAUUUUCUUCCACAUCCAAAUGAAAUGAUUUAUCAUCAUUUACCUGAAAAUGAAAAAUGGCAAUUAUUGCGAACACCAAUAAAAAUGACACAAUAUUUACAAAUGCCUGAAUUUCGUCCACUUUACUUUGAUUUACAUAUUGAAUUAGUUAGUCCACGUAAUCAAGCUCAUGUUGAUCUUCUUCCUGGUAAAUCAUAUGCUUUAAUUCUUCUACGAACACCUUCAGAUGUUCGUCUCAUAGCAGCUUUAAAAUUCAAUAAUGAAAAAAUCGAUGGUGGUCAUUAUAUCAUGUUUGAUAGACACGAACAACUUUAUCGUUGUUAUUUUGCACCAACAAACAUUGGUAAACAUACAAUAACUAUUUUCGGAAAAAGAGGUGAUUCAGAUAGCGGUCAGUACACUCCAGCAUUGGACUUUAAACUCGAUGUGAAACAAAUACCAAAAACUAUUGUUAGUUUUCCACAAACUUGGAAGAACUUUUCCGACUUAGGUUUAGAAGUUAUUUCUCCUCAAAAUACACAUCUAAUUAAACUUAAUAAUGGGGUUAAUCAUGCACAGAUUCUUAUUAAAACACCAGAAAAUGUUGAACUUCUUGGACGUCUUGAGAAUGAACGAAAAGAAGAAGUCACAGGUGGCGAUCAAGUUUAUUUUGAUCGACGAAAAAAUAUCUGGCGAUGUUACUUUGCACCUGAUCGAAAUGGUCUUUUCGAAGUACUUAUCAUGGCUAAGAAGAAAUCUGAUCCUGGAAGUUAUACAUCUGCUGUUGCAUUUAAAAUUGAAGCAAGACAAAUUCCAUCACCACCCAUGUCUUAUCCUUAUACGUGGCCAUCUUUUUAUGAUUUUGAUCUCAAAAUUGAAGCACCACGAAAUCGUUCAAAUGCUAUUUGGGUUGAUAAUGCAUCAUAUGCUGAAGUUCUUAUUCGAACACCUGAUGAUGUUCAACUUUCAUGCGAUAUCAAAUAUAAUAAUGUUAAAGUUGAAAAUGGAUCAUUGACUCAAUAUAAUAAUGAAAAAAAACUUUGGCAACUUUUAUUUGCACCUGAACGAACAGGUCUACAUGAGCUCAUUGUUUAUGCUAAAAGAAAUAAUGAUAAUGAAUCGUCAUCGAAAUCUGUUGUCCGAUUCAAUCUUAAUGUUAAUAAACUUCGACGAUCAAUUAAAUUUCCUCUGAUUUAUAGUCAAUUUCAAACUAAAAAAUGUCAAAUAUAUACACCGAUUGAUGGAAUAUUAAAGAAAGGCUCUGUUGUUCCAAUUCAUUGUGUCAUUCCAGGUGCAAGUGAUGUCAAU